Molecule: messenger RNA, 947 nt
Organism: Sebastes umbrosus (honeycomb rockfish)
Lineage: Eukaryota; Metazoa; Chordata; Actinopteri; Perciformes; Sebastidae
Product: ras-related protein ralB-B-like
Exons: 6
Coding region: 218-823 (201 amino acids)
Biological process (GO): Ras protein signal transduction
Cellular component (GO): plasma membrane
Molecular function (GO): GDP binding; GTPase activity; GTP binding
Source: RefSeq, a predicted model, not a curated record
CUCCUGUCGUGAAUACACGAUCUCCGGCUGCAGUCCGUGUAGAAGGCGGCGGCUCGAGCGGCUCCGGUUAAACUUGUUAAAAGUUCCACUUUGUGUCGGUUUAUGGCGGAUUUCUUACCGAACACCGGGGAAACACGUUAGCGGGUCUGUUUCAGAGGAUUUAAAGGUUUGUAGCCAGGCGGAGCUGUGAGUCUCUGGACUGAGCCAGACCAGAGUCAUGGCGUCCGGUAAGAACAAGAACCAGACGUCCCUGGCCCUCCAUAAGGUGAUCAUGGUGGGCAGCGGCGGCGUUGGGAAGUCCGCCCUCACGCUGCAGUUCAUGUACGACGAGUUCGUGGAGGACUACGAGCCCACCAAGGCCGACAGCUACAGGAAGAAGGUGGUCCUGGACGGCGAGGACGUCCAGAUCGACAUCCUGGACACGGCGGGUCAGGAGGACUACGCCGCCAUCAGGGACAACUACUUCCGCAGCGGCGAGGGCUUCCUGCUGCUGUUCUCCAUCACGGAGCACGAGUCCUUCACGGCCACGUCGGAGUUCAGGGAGCAGAUCCUGCGGGUGAAGGAGGAGGAGGCCAUCCCUCUGCUGCUGGUGGGGAACAAGUCGGACCUGGAGGAGCGGCGGCAGGUGUCUGCCGACGAGGCCACGGCGAAGGCCGGCGAGUGGGGGGUUCAGUACGUGGAGACGUCGGCCAAGACGAGAGCCAACGUCGACAAGGUGUUCUUCGAUCUGAUGCGGGAGGUCCGUAAGAAGAAGAUGGCGGAGAGCAAAGACAAAAACGGGCCGAGCGGGAAGAAGAAGAAGAAGCACUGCUGCCUCCUCUAACUUCAGCCUGACGAGGUGACAAAGAGCCAAAAAAGCAGAACCAGAACCAGUCAGACGGACUGAACCAGACACAAACUGAUGCACCAACACUCUACAUGUAUAAAACCCACAUCUCACUCCCACU